Coturnix japonica (Japanese quail) is the source of this 9974-nucleotide messenger RNA. RefSeq names its product zinc finger and BTB domain containing 21 (gene ZBTB21). NCBI's taxonomy places the organism in Eukaryota, Metazoa, Chordata, Aves, Galliformes, Phasianidae. Gene Ontology annotation, biological process: negative regulation of DNA-templated transcription; regulation of transcription by RNA polymerase II. The record is from RefSeq and is a predicted model, not a curated record. Gene Ontology annotation, cellular component: nucleus. Gene Ontology annotation, molecular function: DNA-binding transcription factor activity, RNA polymerase II-specific; protein binding.
AUUCAAGAUGGAUGGAAUCACGGCGGCGGCAGCAGCGCGCGCGGCCGAACCGUGACCGGCGGCGCCGAGUGGGGCCGGCAGGGGGGGGCGCGGCCGCCGGCGGAGCGGGGAGCUGAAUCAACUUAGUAGGAGGUCACUGGUAAAAGGUAGAGGACCCCAGGGCUGGGAGCAGGAGGCAUGAAAGUGAGGGACAGAAGAUGGAAGGGGAUUUCGCAGUGUGAUGGCAGGGAGCUGGUGAGAAUCAAAGAACCGCUGAGCCAAAGAGAAAGAUUCUUCACCCUUCACUUGUGAAGAGCUUUUGUGUCUUACAGAACACUCAAGGCCUGGGUAAAGCAGAUUAAAAUGAAAUGUUUGAAAAUACUUCAGAACAUUUGACCGUCUCCUACCCAGCGUGUCCUUGAGUUGUUGCUGAGCAGUGCCUGCACAGAGCCAAGGACAUUUCAGCUCCUCAUGCUGCCCAGCCAGCAAGAAGCUGAGGGUGCACGGGGAGCUAGGAGGGGGCAGAACCAGGACAGCUGACUCUGGCCCACAUGGAUGUCCCAUAACACGUGGUGUCAAGCUGAACAGCAGAAUUGGGGGAGCUGGACAGGGGGACGGCUGCUUCUUGGGGACUAGCUGGGUGUCAGCUGGUGGAACAUCAGAAUCAUGGAGGGGCUCUUGCAUUACAUAAAUCCAGCACAUGCCAUUUCACUUCUGAGCGCACUGAAUGAGGAGCGUCUAAAGGGACAGCUAUGUGAUGUUGUUCUUAUAGUAGGAGAUCAGAAAUUUCGAGCUCAUAAAAAUGUUCUAGCUGCCAGCAGCGAAUACUUCCAGACUCUGUUCACAAACAAGGAGAAUGAGUCUCAGUCAGUGUUUCAGCUUGACUUUUGUGAACCAGAUGCUUUUGAUAAUGUGUUAAACUACAUUUAUUCUUCAUCCUUGUUCAUUGAGAAAGGCAAUCUUGCAGCUGUUCAAGAACUGGGCUACAGCCUUGGAAUUUCCUUUCUUACAAAUAUUAUUUCUAAGAGCCCUCAAGCUCCCUUUCCAUCUUGCCCCAUUAAGAAGAUACUGUACCAAGAUGAAGAUGAAACUAGCUCUCAGAAGAGGAGUGUCAUUGUCUGUCAGAACAGAAGCGAAGCACAAGGAAAGAGUAUAAAUCAAACACAGCAUGAUUUAAGCCAUACUUCUAAACCUUUACCCUCCGCUGCUAUCAAAACUAGCAUUAGAACACAAGUAGCAAAGCCAACUGAAACCCUUCACAAUUUGUCGCUGACUGAAAGGAGAUGGCUGAAAGAAAACCCUGUGAGCUAUACUAAGUUUCACGAAACUUCUGGAACUGCAGAGGAUCAGAGCAGAGGUGGUUUGGUGAAAAGGAACACAGUGUUGCCUCAAAAACCUUUAGCAGAGAAAGAAAUUGCAAGUGAUGAGCCAGGAAGCAGUAGUCAGCUUUUAAGAGGAAAGGCUGCAGAGUUAUCAUUAAAAAGACCACGACCGCCAGUCUUAUCUCUACGUGGCUCAUCAGAAUCUACAUUUUUGUUGCGAGAGGCAGGAAAAGGAAAUGGUCAAGGUGAAGAUAGGAAUUUGCUAUACUACUCAAAGUUAGGACUAGUAAUCCCAUCUAGUGGAUCUGGUCCUGAAAACCAAAGCAUUGACAGAAGUGGUCCACUUGUAAAAAGUCUCCUUCGACGGUCACUGUCCAUGGACAGCCAGGUUCCUAUUUAUUCACCUUCUGUUGACCUAAAACCUUCGCAGGUAUCAUCUUCCUCCUCACCAGGAACUACUGAUUCCCAGAAGAUAUUUAAUGUUUCAUCUCAAAAGUUGUGCUUGAAAGAGUCAUCGGAGAAGUUAGUCUUAGAUGAAAAGCCACAGGUAAUGCACCCACAUCGCCUUAGGUCUUUCAGUGCCUCUCAGACAACUGAUAGGGAAGUUUCUUCCCCUCUCACAGAGGUGCGAAUAAAAACUGAACCUAGCAGUCCACUUUCAGAUCCGUCUGAAAUAAUAAGAGUUACAGUGGGUGACGCAUCAGUAUCUACAAAUAAAGACUUUCCUUUUAAAACUGAGGAUGAUCAUAAGGAACCUAGUAGACUUCCAGCAAAAAGAAGAUUUCAAGCUGAUAGAAGGCUACCAUUCAAGAAACUCAAGGUGAAUGAAGAGGGUUCUCCUGAAUCGGAAGAAAACUUUGAGGAAGGCUCAAGCCCUACGCACCUUGAUGCUGAUUUUGCCGAUUCUGAUGUCAGUAAAGAUGAAUACAGUGAAAUGGAAGAAGCAAGACCAAAUAAAAAAUUUAAAUGCAAACACUGCCUUAAAAUUUUCAGGUCAACAGCAGGUCUUCAUCGUCACAUUAACAUGUAUCAUAAUCCAGAAAAGCCCUACGCUUGUGACAUAUGCCACAAGAGAUUUCACACGAAUUUCAAAGUGUGGACACACUGCCAGACACAACAUGGAAUUGUGAAGAAUCCCUCACCAGCUUCCAGUUCGCAUGCUGUUUUGGAUGAAAAAUUCCAAAGAAAACUCAUUGAUAUAGUGAGAGAGAGAGAAAUUAAAAAAGCUCUAAUAGUUAAACUAAGACGUGGCAAGCAAGGUUUUCAAGGACAAUCUACUUCACAAGCACAACAAGUCAUCAAAAGGAAUUUAAGAUCAAGAACCAAAGGAGCCUAUAUUUGUGUCUACUGUGGAAAAGCUUAUCGUUUCCUCUCACAGUUCAAACAACAUAUAAAAAUGCAUCCAGGAGAAAAACCAAUUGGCGGAAAUAAGGUUCCUAAGCAGAAAGACCAUAUUCAUAUUGAAAGUCCUGUAGAAAACAAGGAAGUUUAUCAGUGCCGUCUCUGUAAUGCUAAGCUCUCUUCACUUAUUGAACAGGGAAAUCAUGAGCGACUCUGUAGAAAUGCUACUGUUUGUCCUUACUGCAGCCUUCGAUUUUCAUCCCCGGAGCUGAAGCAUGAGCAUGAAAGCAAGUGUGAAUACAAGAAGCUUACUUGUCUUGAGUGUAUGCGCACCUUCAAAUCAUCCUUUAGUAUUUGGCGUCAUCAGGUUGAAGUUCACAAUCAGAACACGAUGGCUCCAUCAGAGAACUUUUCUUUACCUAUCCUGGAUCACAAUGGAGACAUAACUAGUUCAUCAAGAUUGCCUCCUCAGUCAGAAUCCAAUAAAAUAAACAAUUUUGCUGCGAAAGAAGAUGGAGUUUUCAGUGACUCGUCAGAACAGAUUAAUUUUGAUUCUGAAGAUUCCUCCUGCCUGCCUGAAGACUUAAGUGUUUCCAAGCAGUUUAAAAUUCAAAUCAAGGAAGAGCCUGCAGAUGAUAUAGAGGAUGAGGUCACUGAGACAAGCAGGGAACCAAAGGAAGUAGUCUCCAAUAAAGAUGCUGGUUUGUGGCCCUGUGAAAAGUGUGGGAAGAUUUUCACUGUACGCAAACAACUGGAGCGCCACCAAGAGCUCUUAUGCUCUGUGAAGCCGUUUAUUUGUCAUGUGUGCAACAAGGCCUUCCGAACCAAUUUCCGACUGUGGAGUCACUUCCAAUCCCACAUGUCCCAGGCUGCAGAGGAGUCCGCAAAUAAGGAGCCCGAGGUAUGUCCACCAGCUAAUUCCCCAUCACCACCACCUUUACCUCCACCCCCGCCACUACCCAAGAUCCAGCCUUUGGAGCCUGAUAGUCCAACGGGCUUGUCUGAAAGCUCCACUACUACUGAAAAAUUAUUUGUACCGCAGGAGUCAGAUACGCUCUUCUAUCAUGCUCCACCACUCUCAGCAAUCACGUUCAAAAGACAGUACAUGUGUAAACUCUGUCACAGGACUUUCAAGACAGCUUUUAGUCUUUGGAGCCAUGAGCAGACACACAAUUAGCUUUCAGAGAUACCUUAAAAAGCUGAUUUGAUGGAGGCUGUUGUCAGGAUCUCGGAUGUAUGCCAUGUAAACUUGAAACAUAAGAGGAUCAAAACAACAGCGAUGACAGAAGAUUCUGAAUUUGUGAUGCUGCUUGGAUUUGGAGGUUAAGGUAAACUAACUUUGUUAGUAGGUAGAAAGCUGGGUAAUUAAAGAUAAUAUGGACUGGGAUCUAAUAGUAACAGAAUAAUUUUGAUUUCAUUUAACACUGAAAUGCAAUCGCAUCUGGAUUGUAUGCAUGGAUCUUCAUCCUGUGAUGUUGGUGUGUGCGUGUGUAUUAUAUAUAGAGUUAUAUAUUAAAUGGAAGAGCAACAACAUUUUGGAUUCUAACUGUGAGUUUAUAGUGGUGAAAUACUGUAACCAACUUCAUUGUUUGUUGUUUUUUUUUCCUUAAAGAAACCAACACAGAAGCUCCUUAUAAAUAGCUGCCAUGUACUUGCAGUUAGAGAGGAAGUGGAUGGAGUGUCUUAAUGUAUUGACUUAGGUCUUAGAGAUCUUUAGCAAUAACGAAUAAACCUCAUGUUUCAGUAAUCCCAAUAUUAUUGGAUACGAAUGUUUGAUAUUUUAAGGGAACAUAAAAUUCUUUUGUUGUUAUAUGGAACUUGUGCAAAUUAAAGUUGAAUUUAAAAUCAGCAAUAUUAUUAAUAAGAUUUUAUAUUAAAAAAUAGCAGCAAGCCUGCUUUCAGCCAUUUAAUGAUAAGUUUCUAAGGAGAAGUGGGGGGAGGGGGGUACGUCGCUUUAUAUAACGUCCCAAAGACUAAUUUACUAUGGAUAUUUCAGUAGCUAAAGUCAUCGUAUUAACAGCCAUCAUAAUGCAGAUGUUACAGUUUGUAAUAUGAACCAAGGCUGAAAGGAUGUCAGAUACGUUUCAUAGUUUUGUUUCUGCUAUUUGUACAACUGUUUGUAAUUCUAACUGCAAAGGAAUGUAUAACUAUUAAAAAAAAAAAACACAACAAAAAGAGCUCGUUAAGGGAUAGAAGAUGACUUGUGUUCCUACGCUCAGUGAUAAGCUUGGCCAUGAAUACAAAGAUAAGUUUUAACAUAAAGUAAAAUGUAAAUAUUUAUAUAGACAUCUGUAUAAAUGAAGAAGUACGUAUUUGAAAUUUGUAUUAAGCGUGCAUAUCCAGCUCAAGGCAGAGGAAAAACCAUCACAUUGCUAUCACUGUAUUUUAUGAAUACAAUGCUUAGAAUGUUUCUUUCUGCUGCUUCCUAUCCUUUGUGGUACUGUGUUGCAAUUUUCUUAUCUGCUGAAAGUCAUGAGAAUAAUGUGCUGCAGAUACUUUAUGCAGUUCCAUUGUUUUACCACAAGUCACAACUGGAGCAUUUAGUAAAAGCAGAAUCAUAGAUAUUUACCAGAAACUACAGCAAGGGUCCAAAAUUACUCUGUUCAAGGAAAUGUUUACCAAUAAGUUGUGGUAAAUUAAGUGAAAAAUUGUUGUGCUGGAAUUUAAACUCCAUGGAGUAGUGCAAUGAACAGCGAGAACAUCAGUGAUGCAAAUGGUAUUUAUGGUCCUGAAGACUUUACCCUGGAAGCUGAGGGACUGGGGUUGCAACCCACACUAUCUAGUCAGAGCCCAGUCUUUGCUCACUGAGAAGAGCAAGAAUUUGGUCACCAGUUUCAGUGGGAACAGGGGUGAGUGAGGCAUUAAUUCUAUUUGGCUCUAAUAGUGCUUUUUUUUUUUUUUUUUUUUUUCCUCAGCAUCCUACACUCAAAGUUAAAAAGUAUUGCUUGCUCAUACCACCAUUUAGCAAAAUAAAGCGCCUGUGUAGCUCUUCAGAAUCUGAGGAUGAGCACCCUCGUUUAGGCACACACUGGGAAAGAUUGUUCUCUGUUGCAGUCCAAGUGUGCCACUGUUAGUUUUCUCCUAACAGAAUUGUUUAGUUUUUUUUCUUUCAGUUAAGUUGAAGUAGGCUCAGAGUGGACCAAUGACUGUUUUUUAGCUACCAAAAAAAAACCCAAAACAAUGUUAUCUUCAAGCCUCUCGGUUCGUUUCUUGCUGAAAAUAUAAAAUUGUUGCUGAACAUCCUUUUUGUGCUCUUCCAGGCAAACUUGAUCUCAGUUUAGUCAUGUUAAUCUGUGACUAUCAGUUAAAUUCUUAGAAAUCCUGAUCAGACUAAAUUGAUUUCUUUCAAGCAAGAGAAGUCAAAUGCUUACUGCAUUUAACCUGACUUAACAAAAUGAGAAAAGCCUAAAGACUUGCCAGGUGUGCUUUAACUGCAUUUAAGAAAUGUGUGCAUAGAAAAAUAUGAAGAUGUUCUUGCAAACUGACGCCUAAGUUACUGAUGCCUAAGUUUUCACCAGUUAUUCCUCUUUACAACAGCAUAAUAUUUCAUAUCCAGCCUUUCAAAAAUCAGGGUACUUUCUGAAGGAAAAUGGCAGCCAGUCAGUUGUGUUACAGUCAUCAAACUUCCAAGUGGGAAUCUGAUACACGGUGUGAUAAUUAAAGAAACCCUCACUUUAAAAUCAAAAGCUCAUACAGUAUCUUUGAAGAAACGUUGAGCUUCUCCCUAGUAUGCUAUGUAUUAUAUUUACAAAGGAAAAAAAGUUGGGUCUGAAUAGCCUCUUUCUAAGCUUUUCUUCAGAUUUUCUUAAGUUCUCAUUUUAACUUUAAGCGUGUUCCGUGUUUAGUUUUGCUUUUUAAAUUCAGUUCCUCUUCGUAAGGAAUUAAGGAUAUCUGAAGUUUAAAUAUGAGAUGUUUAUAUAGUAGUUCUGGUUUUCUAUUAGCUUUUAUACAGUACUUUAAAAAACCCUUGAUAGAAGUGUUUAUUUUGGAGGAUAAGGAAUAAAUAUGCUUCCACUUAUAUAACUUUAAUAUAUGUUUAAAAAGUUAAAUUAUGGAAAAAAAAUGUUAGUUGUUUGUUUAUAAAUAUCUUCUGAAGAGUGUCUAGCUUGGCCACAGCCAAAAUAAAAGGCAAAUUUAUUGAUACAAGAACCUGUCCUCAUCAUAUUUUGUUUAAACUUGUAAUUGUGUGCUGAAGCGAUGCAAAUAUAGAGCUCUUGCUAAAUACAAAAAGGGUUUUUUUCCUUUAAAUUUGUGACAGGAAUUUGCAGAUGUUUUAAUAUAUAUAGAUUAGAAUUUUUACUACUUUCCUUGUUGGUUGUUUUUUAUAGUUUGUCAGAUAAAUCUCAGAGAUCUAUACUGCUUCAGUGGAAGUACAGUGAUCUAUACUGUUGCAUUUAAGACAAGCAGGGUUCAGCCAUGAAAUGUAUUUUGGUUUGGGACUUAUUUUUCCUUUGAGGCACUGUGCUGGCAAGGUCUGAGCAUGUGAUUGAGUUCCAAUGAGAUCGGUCUUAACUUUGUUUUAAAAAACAUGCAAAGGUUUUUUGAUAAAUUGGGACCAUAGUCACCCACUGAAAGUGAGAAAUGACCAUGGCUUCAUUCUUUAUGCUCGAGAAUGAAAAGUUAAAGUGAGUUUUCCUCUGUAUAAAAACUGUAUGUACACCUAACGUUUAAUUCUGCAGUCUUAGAAAAAUGCAGGACAGCAACCAGUAAUAAUCUACCUGAAUUUCUGUAAGACCUUUGAUGUGGUCCCCCACAGUGUUCUUGCCACUAAAGUGAAGAGGGAUAUAUGUGAGGGUUGGGCAGUUUGAUGGGUAAAGAAGCGCCUGGAUGGCCAUGUGCAAAGAGUUACAGUCAACAGCUCAUUGUCCAAGUGUAAGCCAGUAACAAGUGGUGUCCUUUGAGGGUCCGUAUUGGGACCAACACUAUUUAGUAUCUUCAUGGAUACUGAGAUUUCACAGGGAUAGUGGGAUUGAGUGCACCCUCUGCAAGUUUGUGUAUGAUGCAAAGCUACUCAUCUUAUUUUGUUGAUAAUUUAAGAGGGAAGAGAUGCCAUCUGGGGGUCCUUGAGGAGUAGGCCCCCUCAUGAAGUUCCACAGGCCAAGAACAAGGUCCUGCAUUUGAGUGAAGGCAGUUCUCAAUUUCAGUAUAACCUGGGUGAUGACUGGAUUGAGAGCAGCUCUGAGAAGGACUUGGGGGUUCUAGUUGAUGAAAAGCUUGACACGAGCCAGCAGUGCGCACUUACAGCCCAGAAGGCCAACUGCAUCUUGGGCUUCAUCACAAGAUGGCUGACCAGCAGGGCAAAGGAGGAGAUUGUGUCCCUUUACUCUGCCCUUGUGAGGUCCCACUUGCAGUACUGCAUUCAACUCUGGGACCCCCAGAACAAAAGACACAUGGAGCUGUUGGAGCAGGUCCAGGGGAGGCCACAUGGAUGAUUAGAGGGCUGGGGUGCUUCUCCUGUGAAGGCAAACUGAAGGUGGUGGACUUGUUCCAUCUGAAGAAGAGAAGGCUCCAGGGAGACCUCGCUGCAGCCUUCCACUACUUAAAGGGGACCUACAAGAAUGUUGGAGGGGGACUGUUUAUGAGGCAGCAUAGCGAUGGGAGAAGGGGGAGAAGCCUUAAACUAAAAGAUGAUUGAUUUAGAUUAGAUAUUAAGAAAAAUUUCUUACUUAGAGGGCAGUGAGGCACUAGCACAGGCUGCCCAGAGAAGCUGUGGAUGCUCCAUCCCUGGCACUGUUCUGGGCCAAGCUGGAUGGGGCUUUGGGCAGCCCGGUCUAAUGGGAAGUGUCCCUGACCAUGGCUGGGGGUUGAAAUCAGGUCUUCAUAGUCCCUUCCAACUCCGGACAUUCUAUGACGCUAUGAUGCUUCUUGUACUUUAUUACAUUUUAUUUUGCAUAAAGAGAAUAGAAACAUCCUGACAGCUGAUAAGCUUCUGAAGCAGUGGGUGACGCUAGACUUCUCAAGUCUUUCAGAAUGGAGAUAUAGCCUUAUCCAUUAACCAAAACACACAGCUGUGAGACUCAUUCCUACAUUUCCUAUUUAUUCAACCAUUCAGGUGACAUCCAGUAGAAUACCUUCUCCCUCCCCCCAGUAGUAUUUGCGGGUUUGGUCUGAAGUUACACAUACUCUGUUUUUGUUCCAAACUUCAAGUGAUAAAACUAGAAGUUUCGCACAUGGGAUAAGGAUAGACUUACGCUGAACUUCUUGGCACUAACAAUGAGGGUGCAGAUAUCUGGCAUGAGCCUGUAGGUCUGGCGUGUGCCUAUACUGUUCAAUGAAAUUGUUUACAUUUUCCUACCAGAAGAUUUAGAGAAAAAUCACAGUAAGGUUAGGAUUUUUUCAAUGUUGCUGUUGAUUAAUCAGUGUUAACUUUUUUAAUUAUUAUUAUUAUUUUUUUGGUUGAACGCUGCCUGAUAGUAUUUUUAAUGUCAUUGAUUCUUGUUUAUUUAAAACAACUCGUGGAAAAACUGUACUAUAACUGUUGUACAUAAAGGGACACUAUCAAGAGAAAGAGCGCAUGCUAUAAAUAUACUUAGCUGUAUUAAAAAUUCUUGAGAUGAAUAAAUUCAAAGAAAACAUGAAUUGACUCCUAACACUUGAGCUAGUUGGGCAUGAAAAUACCUAUGGAAGGCAUUUUCCUAAAUUGUUGCAAAAGUGCUGGAAAAAAUAGAUCUGAAUUCUGUGGGUGGAGCUCACUGUUGUGUUGCAUCUUCUCUAUCCCAGAAUAAAGGACUUGAUGAAUUUUCCCUUUGUUGUUCCUGUCAGUGAUAUGUGGUACCUUUUCAAGAUACACGCUUCUCACUACUGUGGUGUGUUUAAUUAAAGCGUGCAUGUAAAAGCAGGGGAAAAAAAACCCAAUUUUUUUUGCAGAAUACAUAUAAAACAUGCAUUUUAAAGCUUAUUCUUGACAGUGUCCCUUUUUAAAAAGCAGGAAAAUGGAAUCACUUGUAGUAUUUGGGUGCGGGGAAGUAGUUUAAUGCAGUUUCUAGAAAUUGGAAUUAUCCAGUAUAUUUGCUAUGGAAUUUUCCAAUUUGUUACACAAAAUCACUUGUCAUUUUAAAGCGUUAUAGAGGUAAGGCAAAAGAAGCUGUUUUUUUAAUCCUGUAUACCUUACAGUCGUUGUAUAUCAAUUCGAUACACCAGUAUUGGAUUGUAAUUAAGAAUGGGUUUUUACUUUUUUAGGACAGAGACUUAAUAGCUUAGGGUAACUUUUUCUUUAACGCAAUGUAAAUCCAUUGCUGCUUUGUACAACUUUUUCUACUGUAUGUUUUCUUUACUUAGAUCUUGACUAAGAAAUGUUGGCGUCCAAUAAACUUACACUUUCUUUCUUUGGAA